Messenger RNA from Solea solea (common sole), 5637 nucleotides. RefSeq names its product NLR family CARD domain-containing protein 3-like. Gene Ontology annotation, molecular function: protein binding. Lineage: Eukaryota; Metazoa; Chordata; Actinopteri; Pleuronectiformes; Soleidae. The coding region runs from base 1969 to 5475 and encodes 1168 amino acids. The record is from RefSeq and is a predicted model, not a curated record. The transcript has 15 exons.
UUGAGGCGGAUUUCCACCGGCUCUACUUGCCUCGGCACGGCACGACACGGUUUAGCUUGCAUCUCCACUACAGUCAAUAAAAGUACAAACUCAACGCAUCCAUUAUUACAAGCCUGUACGUCUACUUGUCUUAAGUCAGCUCAUAUCAAAUCCAACCUCCAAACACACAUCAAAUCAUAAUCAAAUCAAUCAAAAAACAAUAUUUUGCCAAUAUUGUAGAGACGCCCCCAAAAUCUCACAAAUCAUGUUUCCAGGGGAGCUCAUGUCUCAUUAAGCCCGUAGUUCACACCAACACUGUGACUGUGUGGACAUUAAGACUCUGUCAGAUUGUUUUAUCGUGUAUUACUGUAGGCUCAUCAUCACUGUAGACACUCUCUGGUACUGUAGACAUCAUGUUGUGAAAUGUUUCUGUCAUAGAUCACAUCAUGAUGGAGAUUAUAGCUGAUGUGAAUAUUUCUGAUGCAGCUGGAAACACUUAAACUUCACUGUAGUUUAGAAGUGACUUUUUGAAUCUCGCUGCAGACGAAAUCUUUAUGUUUGACAGCAUUUCAGUGAAAUAUAGUCAUGAAAUAGCGCUGCGCUAAAAAGUGAGUCAGUUUGAACAUAGACACUUUUAUAAUGAUAGGUCGAUAAGUAAACUAUCAGUUUGAUACAUAUUCUCAUCUUCAGUUUGUGUCAGGUUACAGCUGAAUAAAUAUCAAAUCAAAUGUAACAUAUCGUAGUACUGCAGUCAUGGUCAUUGGCAUGUGUUAAUAUUUCUGCUCAACUGGAUAAAAAUGGAGGUUGUGCUCUUUGUUUACCUGUUGCCAUGGUGAAUCAUAGUAUCAGAGCUCCAUUAAUGAUAGCUUUAUUCAUUUCCAAUGCACACGCUUAACUCAGAGUGAACAUACUCAGAGUUGAUUGAACUAAUGCUGAUCAGCUGUUCUGAAAACGAAAAAUCUGAGUUUGACAGCUCAGAGAUGGCCAACCUAGAGUUAAGGUUUUAACUCAGAGUUUGUUGAACCUGCUUUCUGAAACAGGCCCCUGGUCAAACCUGUUUGUUCUAAUACGUCGUGUCCAAAAUGAUGAAUAAUAAUUAUGAUAAAGCUGAAUGAUUGACUUUAAUAUUGUAAAUCAUAUUCCACGUUUGUCUGAGACACAUCACUCACCAGCGCCACCUACCUUCAAUCCAGUGUUACAUCAAAAUAUUUACAAAGCAAUAAGAAGUGAACAUAAAUAUAUUUAUUUUAUAUCAGACACAUUAUGUUCAAAUGUGUGAUUUAGUACUGUAACCUGUGGAGGGCAGUGUUUAACCUCUUAGUGUGCAGCCUGCUGGAAAAUAAGAAAGAAUUAUUAUUAUUAUUAUGAACACGACAAAUAAAUCAUAUUUAACAAAGAUAAAAACAAAGCACUAAAUAACACAAAUUAUUAAAGAGGAUUCAUAAUAAUCAAAAUAUCUACAAAGUAUUUGAGGAGGUUUUAUUAUUAUUUUAUUCAUGAAGACGGAGACGUCUCAUAAAAUCAGUUUCCUGUAAAAUGAGAAGGGGCGGAGCUUCACUGGUCAGGUCAAGGGGGGGUGGGGUCCAGGUAAAGUUCAUCUUCAUGUUGAUGCACGGAGACAGAAGAUUUGAAACUGGUGAGUGUUUAUGAGGAUUUUUACUGCUGUCACUCAUGUUUAUGUCCAUGUUUAUGUCCUUAAAAAGGACCAUGGACAGCGCAUGUGUGUGGGACCAGUGAGACACCUGUACACUGAGGACAUUUGGUCCUGUUCUCACACGUCAUGUGACUGUGAUCAAAGUUCACGUUGAGAUUUUAACGAGAACAGAUUUAUGACCUCUUAACAUUUUUUCCCUCACUUCUUCAUAUAAAGUGUAUUUAUUUACACGCUGUCCCGCGUCCUCGCAGGCAGACUUUCCUGUCCUGCUGGUUUUGGACCCGCCGUACUUCACGCCUCAGUACCACUGCUCUCAGACGUGAAUCAUCCUGACGAUGAUGGAGGACGAUGAGGCCAGAGCCACGUCUCCAGGGAUCAGCUAUAUGUCCAUGAGAAGAAGGUCCAAAGAUGAAUCUCUGUACCAACCUGGACCUUCAGACUCAAAGAUCAGUGUCACUCUCAGACUGCCUGAAGUCCAGAUGAUGUUGAGUGUCAGUGAGGACAAUGAUGAGGAUAGAGCACCAUCUCCAGUGUCUAUGAGAACUGACUGGUCCAAAGAUGAACCUCUGUACUUCAAGAACCAACCUGGACCUUCAGACUCAAAACGUCAGAAUCAUGAACAGAGAGCAGAGUCUCCAGUGUCUGUGAGAACUGACUGGUCCAAAGAUGAACCUCUGUACUUCAGGAACCAACCUGGACCUUCAGACUCAAAACAUCAGAAUCAUGAACAGAGAGCAGAGUCUCCAGUGUCUGUGAGAACUGACUGGUCCAAAGAUGAACCUCUGUACUUCAGGAACCAACCUGGACCUUCAGACUCAAAACGUCAGAAUCAUGAACAGAGAGCAGAGUCUCCAGUGUCUGUGAGAACUGACUGGUCCAGAGAUGAACCUCUGUACUUCAGGAACCAACCUGGACCUUCAGAUUCAAAACAUGAGAAGCACGGACUGACAGUUGUCCCUCCAUUACCCAACUGUCCAUCUGUGAAGAGUGACUGGUCCAAAGAUGAACCUCCGUUCUUCAGGAACCAACCUGGACCAGACUCAAAACAUCAGAAGCACAUACUGACAGAUGUCUCUCAAUCUGUGAGGAGGAACUUCAGGAACCAACCUAGACCUUCAGAUGCAGAAAAGAACCUUGGUGAGUCUGUGGAUGCGCAGAUGUCCUGCUGCUCUGUGUGUCAGGAUGACCUGAGGAAUCCUGUGUCUUCCAGCGGUGGACUCUUGUUCUGCAGACAAUGCAUCACUGUACAGACAGAUGUUGGUCUGCAGGAGGUUCUAGAUAAACAUAAGAUCAGUCUGAAGAAGAGAUUUGAACAUGUGACUGAAGGAAUUGAUGACAAAAGAAGUAGAACCCUCCUGAGCAGGAUCUUCACUGAGCUCUACAUCACAGAGGGACAGAGUGAAGAGGUCAAUACUCAACAUGAGGUCAGGCAGCUGGAGACGACUUUCAAGAAGAAGAUGGUACAGGACACUCCCAUUAAGUGCGGUGACAUCUUUAAAGCCUUACCUGACCAGCAGGGGAGCAUCAGAGUGGUCCUGACCAAUGGCGUCGCUGGUGUUGGAAAAACCUUCUCGGUGCAGAAGUUCACUCUGGACUGGGCCGAGGGUUUGGAAAACCAGGAUGUGAAUCUGCUGAUUGUGCUCUCGUUCAGGGAGCUGAACCUGAUCAGAGAUCAGCAGCACAGUCUUCUCACGGUGCUCCAUGUUUUCCAUCCAACAUUAGAGAAGAUUAGAGUAGAGAAGCUCACUGUCUGUAAACCUUUGUUCAUCUUUGAUGGCCUGGAUGAAAGCAGACUCUCACUGGACUUCAACAGCAGGACGCUGGUUUCUGACGUCACACGCAGGUCAUCAGUCAACGUGCUGCUGACCAACCUCAUCCAGGGGAAUCUGCUUCCCUCUGCUCUCAUCUGGAUAACUUCUCGACCUGCAGCGGCCAAUCAGAUCCCUCCUACAUGUGUUGACAGGGUUACAGAAGUACGAGGCUUCACUGACCAUCAGAAGGACGAGUACUUCAGGAAGAGAUUCAGAACUGAAGAUCUGUCUAGCAGAAUCAUCUCACACAUCAAGACAUCCAGGAGCCUCCACAUCAUGUGUCAAAUCCCAGUCUUCUGCUGGAUCAGUGCUACAGUUCUGGAGUACAUGUUGACCUCAGAGCAGAGAGAAGAGCUGCCCAAGACCCUGACAGAUAUGUACUCAAACUUCCUGCUGGUUCAGAUUAAGAGGAAGAAGAACAAGUACGAUAAAGGACGUGAGACGAGUCCACAGGAGCUGAUGGAGGCCAACAGGGACGUUCUUCUGAAGCUAGGGAGGCUGGCCUUUGAACAACUGCAGAAAGGAAACAUCAUGUUCUACCAAGAAGACCUGGAACAGUGUGGUCUUAGUGUGAAUGAGGCCUCGGUGACCUCAGGAGUUUGUACAGAGAUCUUCAGACAAGAAAGUGUGAUCUUCCAGAAAUCAGUCUACUGCUUUGUUCAUCUGAGUGUUCAGGAGUUUCUGGCUGCAGUCUACAUGUUCCACUGUUACAUCAGCAGGAACUCACAAGCGGUGGACGACUUCCUAGGAAAAGACUUCAAAUACCAGCGGUUUACAUCAAACCAUUAUGUCAUUAUGUUUUUUAAAUACUGUGGAGAAAUUAAUUGCUCUGAACCAACUCUGAAUGACCUCCUGCGAGGAGCCGUGGAGAAAUCCCUUGAAAGUAAAAAUGGUCACCUGGACCUGUUUGUUCGAUUCCUUCAUGGUCUCUGUCUUGAGUCCAACAGGAAACUCUUGGGAGGCCUGCUAGGUCAAAUGGGGAACACUCCAGAGCUUGUCAAGGAAGCCAUUGACAACCUGAAGCAGAUGAAUAGAGAUGAUGUUAUGCCUGACAGAUACAUCAACAUCUUUCACUCUCUGGCGGAGAUGAACGACCAAACAGUGCAUCAAGAGACCCAAGAGUUCCUGACUUCAGAGACCAGAACAAACCAAAAACUCUCUGCAAUCCACUGCUCAGGUCUGGCCCACAUGCUGCAGAUGUCGGAGGAGGUUCUGGAAGAGCUGGACCUGAGGAAGUACAACACCUCAGUCGAGGGAUCUCAGAGACUGAUCCCAGCUGUGUCCAACUGCAGGAAGGCUCGACUUUGUGGGUCUCAACUGUCAAAGACUCACUGUGAAGUCAUAGCCUCAGCUCUGACCUCCAGCCCCUCCCAUAUGGUAGAACUGGACCUGAGUGACAACCACCUGCGGGGUUCAAGAAUGAAGUUGCUGUCUACUGGACUGGAGAGUCCAAACUGUAGAUUGGAGACUCUGAGCUUGAGUCGCUGCAGUUUGAGAAAAAGCUGCUGUUCUUCUCUGGCCUCAGCUCUGAAGUCCAACCCCUCCCACCUGAUACACUUGAACCUGCACUACAACAAGUUUCAGGACUCAGGAUUGAAGGAGCUGUGUGGUUUUCUGAAGAGUCCACACUGUCGGCUGGAGACUCUGAGGUUGGAUACAUGCAAGCUGUCAAAGACCAGCGGUUCUUCUCUGGCCUUAGCUCUGAACUCCAACCCCUGUAGUCUCAAACAUCUGGACCUGAGUUGGAACAAGCUGAAGGACGCGGGAGUGAAGAAGUUAUGUGUUUUUUUGGCGAGUCCUUACUGUCGGCUGGAGACUCUGAGGUUACGUUCCUGCAGUUUGUCAGAUAUCAGCUGUUCUUCUCUGGCUGCAGCCCUGAAGUCCAACCCCUCCCACCUGACAAAACUGGACCUGAGCAGCAACUUCCUGACUGAGUCAAACAUGCAGGAGCUGUUUCAUGUCAUGAAGAGUCCAGACUGUCAACUGAAGAUGCUGAGAUGGGAAUGGACGUCAAUAAAAGAAGAGUGGUGAUGAUGACUGAAGCAAACCUAACAUUGAACCUGAGACAGAAGAUGGUGACGAUGAUCACAUGACCAGAGUAGAACCAGUAGAAAUUAUGUAAAUUAAAAGUGGAACUGAGGUUUUAAAGUUUUAUCUCUUAUUUUUGUGUAAUUAACAUUUAAUUUCUUCAUU